Messenger RNA from Calliphora vicina (urban bluebottle blowfly), 1477 nucleotides. It is a transcript of the gene Ctu2, whose product is annotated as Cytosolic thiouridylase subunit 2. The record is from RefSeq and is a predicted model, not a curated record. Lineage: Eukaryota; Metazoa; Arthropoda; Insecta; Diptera; Calliphoridae. Gene Ontology annotation, biological process: tRNA wobble position uridine thiolation. Gene Ontology annotation, molecular function: tRNA binding; sulfurtransferase activity. Gene Ontology annotation, cellular component: cytosol. The transcript has a single exon. Bases 76 to 1407 code for a protein of 443 amino acids.
UUCACUGUUCACAUGUGCAACUUGUGAAAUUAUUUAAAAUUUUACAAUAAUUACAAAAAUAAAUAAUAAAGUAAUAUGUGCAGCAUAGGUGAAGAUGAUUUUGGCGAUGAGGGAGGAGUACACGCCAUGAUACCCGACAUAAAAACAUACAAAGUCACUAACUUAAUAGAGGAACAACUUUGUAAUAAAUGUAAGAAACCAGGAGCUGGAUAUAAAUUACCCUUUAGGCAGGCAGAAUGCCGUGAGUGUUUCCUACUCUAUGCUCGCCAUAAAUUUCGAGCUGCUCUGGGUUCAUCGAAAGUAUUGCCGAAAGAUGCCAAAGUUGUAUUGGUGUUUGAUGGCAGUGCUGAGUCAUUAGUGUUAUUGGAUAUGCUGCAUCACGCUCAGACACAAAACGCCUUUAAACGCUUGCAUUGUAACGCCACCGUAUUGUAUAUAGACGACUACCAGUUACUGGAACAGAGUAGUGAAAGGAAAGAUGAGUAUGUAAGAUUUCUGGAAAAGAUGCAAAUAUUUCUACAAGAAUAUAUCCACUUUGAAAGCUAUAUUGUGCCUUUGGUGGAAGAACAGCAGGUUAUAAGUUGCAUGUUAAAUUUUAAGACAAUCAAAGAUCAACAAUAUCAUUUGCAACAUGAGGACAAAAAGCAAUCGUUUUUAAGUUCAAUCAAUUCCAUAAAAUCCUUAACAUCCCGCCAAGAUUUUGUUAAACAUCAUCGCAGCAAAUUAAUUGCAGCAGUAGCUAAACAUUUUGAAAGUAAAUUUGCCUUUAUGGCUGAUAUUAGCUCAGACUUAGCCUCCGAUUUAUUAGCUGCUGUGGCUUUGGGCAGAGGUGGUAGUGCAGCAUUAGACGUGGCCUUGGUUGAUGAUCGUUUGGGUGAUGACAUUAAACUUAUAAGACCUUUAAAAGAUUUAAAUAUCGCAGAGAUAGAGUUAUAUUUAAAAGCCCAAGAUUUACAAUUAUUGCAGACUAAACGUUAUGGUGUGGAGGUUGGUUCAACGGCCAGUUUGCAAAAUUUAACAAAAUCUUUUGUAGACAAUUUGCAGCAGAAUUUCUCAGCCACAGUAUCGACAGUUUUUCGAACGGGUGAUAAAAUUGCGGUUAAUCAGGAUGUGAUACAACGUUUGGACGAACUUGAUUUGAAUAACGAAGAUAAUUUGAAGACGGAUGAUAAAUGCUGCUCAUUUUGUAAAUCAUUUUUAGAUUAUCAAGAUUCUACUACCCUGUUAGCUAUAGAGUUCUCACGACUUGUCUCCGAAAGUGGUUGUACUUUGGAUAAAUGCCCGGAUUUGAACUCAAAGGCUACCGAAAAUGUGGGAGGUUCAGUAGAGAAACCUUACUUGAAGAAAUUAUGUCACGCGUGUCGCAAUAUAUGUAUGGAAUCGGCAAAUGAAAGUUUAUUGCUGUGAAUAAAGCCAUGUUUAUCAAUUUAAAUGUUUCAUUUUGUAUAUUUUAAUAAAAAUUUAAUAGAAAAAAUAA